AUGAAGAAACCAUCAUCUUAUGUUUUAUGGUGCAAAGGUCAAUGGGCUGAGGUUAAAAAAGAGAACCCAGAUGCAGAAUUCAAAGAAGUUUCAAACAUUUUAGGAUCCAAAUGGAAGAAUGUAACUAAAGAAGAUAAAAAACUAUAUGAAGAGAAAAAAUCUGAUAGAGAAGCUUACUUGCAGAUUGUUGGCAAAGAAAAGCGCGAGAACGAGGCUAUGAAGCUACUCGAAGAGGAUCAGAAGCAGAAAACUGCAAUGGAAUUGCUUGAACAGUACUUGCAGUUCAAGCAAAAAGGUGCAGAAGGAGCGGGAUCAAUUGAAGCCGAAAAGGCCAUUGACAACAUUCAUAAGCAGGAAGCUUUACUGAUGCUUAAGAAGAAUGAGAAAACUGAAAACAUAAUCAAGUUAACAUCAAGGAGAAUACUAGGAGGUGGGAAUAUUGGAAAUGCUUGUGCUGCUCCCUUGGCCUGUUCUAUUGAUAUCCUGACAAGAUCGAAGAGGGCAAGUGAUGCGAGAAAGAGACAAGCUCUGAACCACACAAAUGGUAGUGAGAGCUUUGCAAGAAAGACAUUUGAAAGGAGGGUAAAAGGUCUAGCUAUCGAUCCAUUGACGAUGUUCAAUGAGACGCAUAAAGAUGAGCAUCAGAAGCUUCCUCCAGUAUGUGCAGAAUGGAAGGAGAUGAAUGACUUGCUUGAGAAGAAGCAAAGAGGGGAGAUUGACUGCUCGUCAAGCUCCUCUGCACUGGAUCCAAAUGAAGAUAGUGAAACAGAAGACGAAGUCGAUGAGGAAGAAACGGAGGAUGAAGAAGAAAAUAUGGAGGAUGGCCAGUAUAGGAAUGACGAGGAGUUGGAGCAGCAUGAUGAAGCAGAAGAAGAUGAGGAAUAA
Molecule: messenger RNA, 885 nt
Organism: Papaver somniferum (opium poppy)
Lineage: Eukaryota; Viridiplantae; Streptophyta; Magnoliopsida; Ranunculales; Papaveraceae
Product: high mobility group B protein 13-like
Exons: 9
Coding region: 1-885 (294 amino acids)
Molecular function (GO): DNA binding
Source: RefSeq, a predicted model, not a curated record